CCACAAUACUGGGUCAACUACUGAUUACACGCUGAUCAUGUCGGCCUGGAAAGUGGCAGGGAUAGUGCUCUUAACUGCAAUUGCAGUGACAUAUAUACCGAACUAUUUGAACCGGCUUCCAGUGAGAGACGUUCAAGGAUGGACGGCACCAGGGUGGAAGAAAGUGGCAAAGGUGUACAGUGAUAUGCUCAAGUCUGGCCAGGAAAAGGGUGGAGGCUUUGCAGUGUACCAUAAAGGAGAACUGGUGGUGGACAUAUGGGGUGGUUACAGAGAUACGCAGGGAGAAGGGGUCCCGUGGAAGGAAGACACUUUGGGUUUGUUCUUUUCCACAACAAAAGGCGUGGCUGCUCUCAUGGUGGCCAUGUUGGUUGACAGGGGUCACCUAGACUACGAUAAGACUGUGGCUACUUAUUGGCCCGAGUUUGCACAGAAUGGAAAAGAGAAGGUCACGGUGGCCCAGCUGUUAAGUCAUCAGGCCGGGCUUUCGGCAGUAGACUUUGAAGUGACAGAAAAGUUGCACAAUAACACGGAAGAAUUUGGCAAGCUUCUUGCAGGACAAAAACCAUUUUGGAAACCAGGCACCGCUCAUGGAUACCAUGCCCUCACAUUUGGUAUGUAUGUGGACCAGCUAAUGAGACGCGCAGACCCAAAGAAGAGAGGUGUCCAACAGUUUUUUAAGGAAGAGUUAGCAAAGCCACUUGGUCUGGAUUUUUUCAUCGGUCUUCCACCAGAGGAGAUGUAUAGAAUGUCUAGACUUUAUAUGAUGGGAUUAGCGGAGGGCUUUGUCCACAACAUCUUAACUGCCAAUUUCGAGUCGUUCAAUUUGUAUAAGCAUAUGCUCUUUGACCCUCUAGCUCAAAAGGCAAUGUCGUCGGCGGCUUUUCUUAACAAACAAAGUUUAAAUCAGAUAGAAAUAUUAAGGAUACCUUUGGCGUCCAUGAUGGGCAUAGGCACACCCAAAAGUAUUGCCAAACUGUACGGCGUACUGGCUAACGGGGGAGCAACGAAGGAUUUCCGCAUGCUUUCUAAAGGAAUGAUAAAGAAAUUGCAAGAGCCAGCUCAACAAACAGAAGACCCUAAGGAUCGGACUUUGGGAUUUGAAUCUGAGAUAAAACUCGGCUUUUUCGUCGCGAACAAUCCUAAGGGUCAACCCUUGAUUGGUCAUCCAGGUGCCGGUGGUCAAAUGGGAUAUGCAGAUGUGAAUUAUAACCUUGGUUUUGCAUAUCUUACUAACCACGGUGGUACCAGAUUGGUUGAUCCAAGGUACAUCGCACUCGCUGAAGCAACUUAUGAAUGUGCCGACGCAGCCAUAAAAACCAAAAAGUGAUGAACUAUUUAUAAUCUCUCAUUUUUUACUUUAAACAUAAUUAUAUGUACUAUUAUAGUAAAUUAGUUAUUUGUGAUAGCGAUUCAACUCUUCACCUCAAUCGGUCAGAUGACGAAUCAAGGUGAGAAUUAAUUGGCAUUAUGCUAAGCAAGGAGGCAUAUUACAUAAAUGUAUAUGGCGUCCAUUUGUUGUUAAUAACCAAGUUAAAGUGGUAAAGAAUAAAAUGUGUUCUUCAUUAUAUGAAACCCGUUUCUUCCAAACACUUCUUCGUGUAGACGGCUGUAAAUGGGCACUGUUCAAUCCGAGAAGAAACUAAUCUGGCUGUCUUACAUUUAUACAGGUUUCUACUUUUAUAAACAUCAUAAUUAUAAUUCAUAUGCAAGAUAGCUUGAAAUAUUGUCUUAAGAUGAGAAAUAUACAUGCAUUCACACGU
Lingula anatina is the source of this 1760-nucleotide messenger RNA. Its product is annotated as beta-lactamase domain-containing protein 2. NCBI's taxonomy places the organism in Eukaryota, Metazoa, Brachiopoda, Lingulata, Lingulida, Lingulidae. The record is from RefSeq and is a predicted model, not a curated record.